Messenger RNA from Budorcas taxicolor (takin), 609 nucleotides. Its product is annotated as BCL2/adenovirus E1B 19 kDa protein-interacting protein 3-like. Gene Ontology annotation, cellular component: nucleus; mitochondrial envelope; mitochondrial outer membrane. Bases 1 to 609 code for a protein of 202 amino acids. The transcript has a single exon. NCBI's taxonomy places the organism in Eukaryota, Metazoa, Chordata, Mammalia, Artiodactyla, Bovidae. Gene Ontology annotation, biological process: mitochondrial outer membrane permeabilization; defense response to virus; positive regulation of apoptotic process. The record is from RefSeq and is a predicted model, not a curated record.
AUGUCUUCUCACUUAGUAGAACAGCUGCCGCCCCUGCACAAGAAUAAUAACUGUGAGGAAGGUGAACAGUCUUUGCCACUGCCUGCUGGCCUCAACAGUUUCUGGGUGGAGCUGCCCAUGAACAGCAGCAAUGGCAAUGAGAAUAGGGGGAUGGAGCUUGUACCCUCCUCGUCCUCCAUCCACAAUGGGGACAUGGAGAAGAUUCUUUUGGAUGCACAGAAUGAAUCCAGAAAGAGCAGUUCAAGGCGCAGUUCUCACUGCAACAGCCCUUCCUCACAAGAAGAUGGGCAGAUCAUGCUUGAUGUGGAAAUGCGCACCAGCAAGGUCCAUAGCUCUCAGUCAGAAGAAGCUGCAGAAGGAGAGAAAGAGGUGGAUGUUCUGAAGAAAAGAAUAGAUUGGGUGUCCGAUUGGUCCAAUAGACCUGAAAAUAUUUCACCCAAGGAGUUCUACUUCAGGCACCCUAAAUGUUCUGUUUCCUUAAGCAUGAGGAAAAGUGAAGUCAGGAAGAAAGGGGGGAUCUUCUCCACAGAGUUUCUUAAGGUGUUCAUUCCCUCUCUCUUCCUCUCCCAUGUUUUGGCUUUGGGGGUAAGUAUCUACAUUGCAAAAUGA